This is a messenger RNA of Halteromyces radiatus, 3041 nucleotides long. RefSeq names its product WD40-repeat-containing domain protein. Gene Ontology annotation, molecular function: protein binding. Gene Ontology annotation, biological process: protein ubiquitination. The record is from RefSeq and is a predicted model, not a curated record. NCBI's taxonomy places the organism in Eukaryota, Fungi, Mucoromycota, Mucoromycetes, Mucorales, Cunninghamellaceae. The coding region runs from base 1 to 2967 and encodes 988 amino acids. The transcript is spliced from 9 exons.
AUGACAUUUGAUAUAGAUAGACUUCAUACUCAAUUAAGAUCAUUAUGGCCCAAACCACUUCGGAUGCCUCUUUUAUGUUCUUUAGAUAAAUCACUUGCUGCUCCUAUCAUUUCCGAAGGAUGGAAUGAAAUGACAAAAGGUCUCAAUACUCAUUACUUUCAUUUAGAAGAAAAUGAAUCAUAUAUUACAUCCAUAGCUUCCAGUGAUAGUACAUUAAUAGCCUUAGGUUCUGGAUGUCAGAAUGGUAAUCUUUAUUUUAUCAAAGAAGAUGUCAUUAAUAAGGAAAAUGAAUCCACAUCAUCAUCUCGUUUCCAGCAAAUUCAUCAUACUCAACUUCAACGUCCUAUUCAUUCACUCGACUGGUCCAAUAAUCUCUUACUAGUGGGAACAAACAAAGGUACAACUUAUCUAUACAACACUAGGGGAUUACAUAAUAAGGACAAUGAUCAAACACCUGCCCUUGAAAAGUUAGCUGAAUACCAAUCUAAACAUUUACCUGAAUCAUUCGUCGCUCCCCCUCACCAACGUGCACCAAAUUCUCAUGUGAAAUGUGUUUCUUUCAGUCCUACUUUUGAAAGUGAGCCCAAUCAUAAUGAUUCACCCAACAACAACGAUGAUAAUGGACUUUAUUCAUCUCUUUUCCUUACCACAGCUACCAACCACAUCGAAAUAUGGGAUAUGAACCAUCCUGGAAAUUCCAAUUUGCGUACAAUAGAACCAGAUAAAGGCACCAUCAAUACAACCCAUUGGGCUUCUCUCUCACCUUAUCUCAUGGCGACUGGUGGCGAUGAACACAUUCUUCAUGUCAUUGAUCUACGUGUACAAGAAAAUCAAGGCAUUAUUUGGCAAGCGUAUCAAGCACAUUCAAGAUCCAUACGUACAAUACAAUUCAAUCCUUUUCUUCCCUAUUGGUUAGCUUCUGGGGGUGAUGAUGCUGUAGUGAAUAUCUGGGAUCUUCGUGCUACCUAUCAUAAACCUUUGGCCAAGAUUGAUGGACAUUAUGGUCCUAUUACAUCGGUGACAUGGGGAAAUACUCGACCGGAACACUUAGUUUCUACUUGUAUGGACGGGACUUUUCGCUUAUGGUCAUUAUCGAAAUAUGCAAUGCCUAUCUGGUCAACUUAUCAUCAAGUAGCUGAUCAAGGUACAGAACGACAUAUGCCUGAAUGGCUUCAGAAAAGAGAACAACAACAUCUUGUUGAAAGCUGGAAACCGAAUAGAAUGAAAUCAGAUCUUACUAUACCUGCUGUUGACCUGGACAUCGACAUGGAUGAUUUUCCUACAAAAGAUCAGACCACUCCCCUCGGUGCGUUUGGUAUUGGCGAAUGGGGCAAGAUGCAAAUUGGUCCUCUCUAUUAUGGUGGUUCAAAUGAAAAAAGUAAAGGCAGUGUUGUUCAAACUAUAACAUCUACUACAAGACCGGGACUAUUCUACUGUGCUACAAGUUAUGGUCAACUAUGUGCUCAACUUUUUCGACAAACCUCUCAAGCUUUUUUGGAUUAUCCUCAUAGAUUCGAUUGCAAAAAGGAUCCAUUAUGCUACGACAUCGACAAAGCUAUCUUUUGUCGUCAAAUAAAAAUGGCAAAUGACCUUAUCGGUAAAUUAAAGGAAAUCUCAAGUUUGGAUAAUGAUCAAAAGAAGCUUUAUGAAAAACGUAUCAGCGAUUUUGAAGAUCGUUUGAAAGUUCGACCUUGUAUUCAGUCAAACGAAUGGAAAAUGGAUAGUAUUCCCGACCCAAAUGACAAACGACUGUGGACCGACACUGAUAGAUGGCAAUGUGCUUUGGACGCUUUUGGUAAUGAUCUGAUCUAUUGGAACUAUCGACUUCCUCCAGGAUGCGCAUCUGUAUUCAAAGAUAUUCCACUUGAUACUGGGGAACUACUUCAACCACAGUUAUCUAGUGAGACCUUACAAAAUGUCGCCUAUAACUCAAGUGAAGCUGAUUCAUCUAGGAUUGUAGACGAAAUCACUCCAACAAUGUCUUCUGUUGAAUCAUCAGUCAGUAUUUUGGAUCGUCAGGUUUCUUUACCAACAAGAAAUGAAAAACGUUAUCUUAGAAGAUCAUCUACGACACCAAAUCUACCAUUGGAAGCAUCAUCUGACUUGACUUUUUAUAUGGACAAUGUGGGCAAUAAAAUCACUAACGUAGAUGCAUUAUACAUCAAUACCAAUAAAUCUGGUUUACAACGAGCAAAAACUGCUAGCACCCAGAGGAAAUUCACUCGCCAAAAUUCAUCAUCUGAUCCUUCUUUAGCAACGACAAAGCUCAAACUAGUACAAUCUCGAUGGGGAAAGAAUAAACCAACUACAGCCAAAAUCGAUGAUCACAUGGAUAAUGAUCUACCUACGGACAUCAAAUCAGGUUUCUCAUUUAGUUCAUUGACGGCACCAUCCAUUAGACGUACUCUGACGAAACGACGUAGUAAAAAAAACCAUCAAGAUAUCAGUCACACCACUAGCAUCACACCAUCCUCAAUCACCCCUCCUUUGAAAAAGAAAAACAACUAUCCGUUUUUCUCCAACAAUACAUCAUCCAGUGGAUCCUUACCAACAGCCAUCAGCAACCAAGAAGAUAUAUCUGUCAUUGCCAGUCCAUCUCCUGAUAACAUCAGCUCUCCCAGCGAUAAGUCUUCAUCAGCACAUACAGCUAGCACUAGUGGUGGCACAAAUGUGGAUAGAGAAGGAAUCACCAUGACGACUACCUUGGUAUCCAGCCCACAAGAGAACCUUCAACAACAUGACAACAUCAGCAAUACAGAAGAAUUACAAUAUCACCCAAAACGACAAUAUCAUGGUCCUUCCCUGAUUGCCCCAGCUAAAUCUAUCCAACGCGCUUUGAGCAAAAGAAUUCAUCGAAAAAGGGAGAGUAGACAAUCAUCAUCAUCAACAACAACUAUCGAUAAAGACCCUCAUCAUCCAUCGCCACUUGUGGAUUCUUCACCUUCAUCAUCCAGGAAUGCUCUCUAGAUUAGUAUAAUUAUGAUCAUCCUCUCGUCUUUUUUUUUUUAAAAAAAAAAAGUAAAAAUAAAAAUAGAUUCUUU